AAUCCAGCUUGCAGUUGCACAGUGCUAAGUCAGGCUCUCACCUUGGGCAGCGCCCAACUCUAUGAUUUGAUGGCUGGCAGACUUCUUCUCCAAGUCACGCUUCUAUAUUUUUCUCAGUGUAUUCAACUCAGCCAGUCGAGAAUUCUGCUCUUUUGGUCGGUGGACGGCAGCAAAAGGACUCAGGACACGGUCCGUGCGAACAUCCGUCAUGUUAAAGACCUUGGAAUCGAACAUGAUGUGAUGUUGGCGCACUAUCGGGGUUCGCCAGCAGACUGGAAUCAGAAAUGGUACAAGGAGCAUGUGCUAAAGUCCAUCUCUGGGAUGGGCUACAAGUUUCACUUUCUACAGAAAGCAUACGAGGCUGGGGACUGGGAAAAGCGCUAUGAGUUCGUUUGGGCCUUGGACAGUGACAUCGACAUCUCCAAGGCGGAUGUGUCGAACUUUUUGGAGAUGGCGCGGCACAUGAAUUCCGCCAUUAUCGGUCCCACCUUUGUCGAGAAGGAACACAUGUCACUUGCAGCCAUGCAGGAUAGUGCUAGGGUGAUUCGCCGGGAAGGCCACUCUCCCACCAGGCAUAGUCGGCAUCAUCACGGAUACCAAGCCAGCGGUCCCAACAAGAUCCAGGAGCCGGAUCCAGGUUGCGACUUUCGGCACACAGACUUUGUGGAGCUCACAGCGCCUCUCUUGAAGUCUUCUGUGCUAAAGCAGAUCCUGGUCGAUUGCAAGCACUGCAUUCAUGAGAGGUCCGAUUGGGGCCUUGACAUGAUGUGGUGCAACUACGUCUCUGAGAGGUUUGGACACGGGUGUGCCCUGGUCGAUAAGACUCCAGUUGUCCACCUGGAUUGGGCUUUGGCUCCAAUCAGUCCAGACUUCUAUGCGGCCAUGCAUGCUGUACAGGCCCGUUACAAGAGAUAUUGGUCAGAGCAUCGAGUUCUGGAUUGCAAGCAUCAGCAAGGAGGCCUCGUGGAGAACAUAGCAGAGGAAACAAUAGCUCCUGCACCAGAGAAGCACAGGAAAAGGAAGCACAAGCAGGCGAUCAAGACACGAACGAAUCGCGAGCUUGCAAAAGACGAGUACAAACCUUCUGAAGAGUCAGAGAACGAGGACGAUGAGCCGGACGAUGGUUUGGAGGCUGAGCAGGAAGCAGGGAACGAAGAGGAGGAGGAAAACGACCAGCAGCCCUCAAACGAACAGACAGACGAUGCCGAGGAGGAUGGUGCGGACGAGAAUGGAUUGUCUGCAAAGUCAAAGACUGCAGCAUCUGCAAGAUCAGCAGGUACGACUCAAAACACCUCGAGCGUUGCAGGGACGAAGGACAAGUCAGCUAGUGAAGAUGAAGGUGGAGAAGACGAAAAAGGAGAUGAAGAGGACACCACACAGUCGGCUCAAAAGAGUGUGAACACAUCAGCUCAGACGGGGUCCAAAAGCUUGCCCAGCAACUCAUCCGAUUCAACGCAAAAGGAAAGUGAAGAUGAGUCUGCAGAGGGAUCAGCCUUCAGAAAUGGCACCUCUUCAAAGACGGAGUCCGAGGUUGAGCCUUCGGAAGGUAUCUUCAAAGUGAAGGCGAGUGGGCAACCAGAUACAUUGAAUGAUGGCCUUGAUCCAGGGGCCUCCUGGAAGCACUCACCUGGAGCCUUUCCGAUGGAAAGGCCAACACAGGACCUCGACGCUCUCAAGAGGAAGAAGACUGGCGCCUCGAGCAUUGGUGUAGAUGUUAAUGGUCCCACCAGUGCGAAGUCGUUUGCCCACGCUGGUGAUGGCAAAGAGGGCCAGAUGGGUCAGAGACGUGGGUCAGCCGUUGAUGCUGAAGGACAUAUUGAAAAGACGCAGCUUCGAGAGGAGCGGAAGCCCAAUCUGGCGUCACUGAAGGAUGCUGAGGAAAAACUCCGGGAUGAUCUUGAGCAGUUGAAGAAGCUUGAAGAGGCCCUCAAAGUGGAAAUCUCGGAGAAAUCUAAAGCAGAACAAGGCCACCAGAAGACCCAGGCAGAGCACCUUUAUAAAGGAACGAAGACGACAGAACACCACAAGAAGCGCCACACAAAGCACAAGCAUUCAAAGGUGCAACAGGCGGUGUCUCUCAUUGAUUUGGAUUCUACAGACGACUUCGACCUUGAGGAGUCACAGGAGUCCCAGUCCAUGCGGAUCCAGGCCCUGGCUGCUGCGGCUCGCAAAGUGGCAUUGGAAGCUGUGGAGGAAGUGCAGACGAGUAUGAGUAUGGGCACCAUGUCCUCGGAACAGCGCUUGAGCACCAGGAAAGUGGCUCUGGAAUCAGUUCAGGCUGCCAUAGCCAAAGAGGUGCAAAAGCAGGAAUCCCAUGAGAAGGAGGUGGAGAAGCUGUCCUCGAAACUGCUCCACGGUGAGUCCCAGACAGCUCGCGAGGCAGCACUGUCUGAGAAAGUUAAAGAGCUCAAGGCAGCCCUUCAGCGCGAAAAGCAAAAGGUGGACAAGGUAGAGGAGGAGAAGGUGAACAUGUUGGCUUCGCGCUUGACCAGCUUGAGCACGGGACCAGAAGGGAGGCAGCAGCUGCUGCUUGCUGCGGCGAAGGAAAUCCUUGAGCUCAAGGCGCAUGUGGAGUGGGAUCAGAAGCGCAUGCAAAGCGACAUGGAGGAGGAGCUGGAACUGAAGAACCAUUUGAAGCAGGUAGAGGCCGAAUUGCGCGCAAGGCAAAAAGCUCCUGUGCUCUUUCAGGACUGGCAUGUAGAGCAGGGACUUGCCAAGAAGCAGGCUAAGUAGGCCGCCAAGGUGCCCCCCAAAAGGCAACAAUAAGGAUGGCGUUGGCGUUCGGACGUGGCCAGAA
Messenger RNA from Durusdinium trenchii, 2797 nucleotides. The record is from the annotation of a GenBank genome assembly. Lineage: Eukaryota; Dinophyceae; Suessiales; Symbiodiniaceae.